Molecule: messenger RNA, 2108 nt
Organism: Trifolium pratense (red clover)
Lineage: Eukaryota; Viridiplantae; Streptophyta; Magnoliopsida; Fabales; Fabaceae
Product: UDP-glycosyltransferase 1-like
Exons: 1
Coding region: 415-1908 (497 amino acids)
Molecular function (GO): UDP-glycosyltransferase activity
Source: RefSeq, a predicted model, not a curated record
UAGGGUGGAAGAGUAACAUCUUUAUAAAAUGAAAUGAAAUAAAUUAUAGGGUGGGAGAGUAACAUCUUUAUAAAACGAUAUAAAAUUUUGUCUAAUGUGCACACAGGUAAGUUUUGCAUCACACAUUUAUGUAAAUUUAAUUAUUAUAUCUCAUUUAAUCUAAUGAUACUAUUUAUUAUUUCAACCGUGAAAACUAACUUAUAGUACAUGAUACAAAUAUUGUCCACAAUGGACUUAUUUUACUGAUCACUAUUAUGAGUAAAAAAUAAUUUUUUAAGCUUAUUGAAAAAUUGAUGUAUCUUACUGCACUUGUCGACAAAAUGGUAUCUAUAUAAUAGGAAGUUGAAACACACUUGAAUUCAAGUCCAACACCCAACAAUUCAUAACAACUCCUUAUUAUUAAAUUUUUCCAACAUGGUUUUGCAAGCAAACAUUAAUGUUCCACACUUUGCACUAUUUCCCUUGAUAGCACAAGGUCACAUUAUCCCAAUGAUAGACAUAGCAAAACUCUUAGCACAACAUGGUUCCAUUGUUACCAUUUUCACUACACCAAAAAAUGCAUCACGUUUUACUUCAGUUCUUUCUCGUGCUAUUCUCAAUGGUCUCCAAAUCAAACUAAUAACCCUAAAUUUUCCAUCAAAACAAGCUGGAUUACCCGAUGGUUGCGAGAAUUUCGAUAUGGUUACCAUUUCACAAGAUAUGAUGUAUAAUCUUUUUCAUGCAGUUUCUUUGCUUUAUAAACAAGCAGAUGAACUUUUUGAUAAAUUGUCACCAAAACCAAAUUGCAUUAUCUCUGAUUUUUGCAUUCCUUGGACUUCUCAAAUUGCUGAAAAACAUCACAUUCCUAGAAUUUCAUUUCAUGGUUUUUCUUGUUUUUGUCUUCAUUCCAUUUUGAAGGUAUUUACUUCAAAUAUUCUUGAAAGUAUCGAUUCAGAUUCUGAGUUUUUCGCUAUUCCUGAUAUACCUGAUCAAAUUCAAGUCACCAAAGAGCAGGUUCCAGGAGCAGUACAACUGGAAAGUCUAAAGGAAUAUGCUGAGAAAAUGUUUGAAGCUCAAAUGAAAUCAUAUGGUGAAAUCAUAAACAGUUUUGAGGAGUUAGAGAAAGAAUAUGUUAAGGGUUACAAAAAGAUGAGAAAUGAUAAGGUUUGGUGUGUUGGUCCUGUUUCACUUUGUAACAAAGAUGGUUUAGAUAAGGCUCAAAGAGGUAACAUAGCUUCAAUAAGUGAAAAUAAUUGCUUAAAUUUUCUAGAUUUACAUAAGCCAAAAUCUGUUGUUUAUGUUUGUCUUGGAAGUUUAAGUAACUUAAUUUCUUCACAACUUAUUGAAUUGGCUUUGGGAUUAGAAUCAACAAAAAGACCAUUUAUUUGGGUUAUUAGGGAUGGAAUUGGUAAAAGUGAAGAGUUGGAAAAAUGGAUUAGUGAUGAAAAUUUUGAGGAAAGGAAUGAAGGGAGAGGGUUAAUAAUUAGAGGGUGGGCCCCACAAAUGGUGAUAUUGUCACAUGGUUCCGUCGGUGGAUUCUUGACACAUUGUGGUUGGAAUUCGACACUGGAAGGGAUAAGUUUUGGUGUUCCGAUGAUAACUUGGCCGUUAUUUGCUGAUCAAUUUUUGAAUGAGAAACUUGUUACUCAAGUUUUGAGGAUUGGUGUGAGUCUUGGUGUUGAGGUUCCAUUGAUGUGGGGAGAGGAAGAGAAGUUAGGUGUGGUUGUGAAGAAAGAAGGUAUUAAGGAAGCAAUAUGUAAUGUGAUGGAUGUGGAGGGAGAAGAGAGUAAAGAGAGAAGAGAAAGGGUUAGUGAACUUAGUGAGAUUGCAAAAAGUGCUAUUGAAAAAGGUGGAUCUUCUUAUCUUAAUAUUACUUUGCUUAUACAAGAUAUCAUGCAACUACAAUCAAGCACCAAAGUUGAAACUUGAUAAAGAGAAAUGCAAUUUAGAAUAUUAUUUGUCCUUUAAUUGAUGUUAUUUUUUUUUUUUGUUAGUGCAUAUUCCACACUGCAAAAGCUUGAAAUUAUGUAGUUUCAUGCAUGAAAUUAGGUAUUGAAUAUACUCGUUUAAUUUAUAAGAAGAGGGUGUACUAUAUAUUAAUAUAAAAAAGAGAGGGUAUAUUAUAUAUA